UUGACGAGGUGCCUGGCCGUGAAGCGCAAAGCCCCAAAACUAAAAACUGCGUAUGAGGUUUAAAAACUUCGGAGAAGGAAAUGUUAGAACAAAACACUGUUACACGCCCACCGACUGAAUACCGCUUUGAAUGGGCGGCGAGGGACAGAGAUGAGGAACUGUGGAAUUUGCCAUCAUGACAGAGGGAACCAAAAAGUAGGUUUCAGUGGAAGGAUGGAAGGCCACCAUCAUCUGCACCGCUGUGGGAAUGUGUCUUACAAAAUCUCUGGAAGUUCCUGCUGUAAUGAUAAUAUAACUCUGGGAUUAAGCCAGCUGGUGGCUGACUGCUGUGGUUCUGUAGCUUACAAUCCCCUUAAUGAGAUUUGCUGUAAUGGCAGAAUUCUGACUCGAAGCAGCACUAAUGUGAAAUGCUGUGGCAAAGACAUGUACUUGACAACGACUCAUGUUUGUUGUGGUGGCAACAAUAUAUUACAACGGAAGGAAAAUCAUGCUUGUUGUGGCAAGGAAACGUUUGACGUGACAACCCACUGCUGCUGUGCUAACCCUGAACUAGAAGUAAAGCCUAAAAAUGAAGCUUGCUGUCCAAAAGCAACAGAUGAAGGAAAAUUUCAGCAAGUCUCUCCUCACACUCGACUUGGAUGAGUGUGGAACAGAAACCUACAAUC
Molecule: messenger RNA, 665 nt
Organism: Puntigrus tetrazona (Sumatra barb)
Lineage: Eukaryota; Metazoa; Chordata; Actinopteri; Cypriniformes; Cyprinidae
Product: galaxin-like
Exons: 7
Coding region: 151-642 (163 amino acids)
Source: RefSeq, a predicted model, not a curated record